Colletotrichum gloeosporioides is the source of this 726-nucleotide messenger RNA. RefSeq lists its product as uncharacterized. The record is from RefSeq and is a predicted model, not a curated record. The transcript has a single exon. NCBI's taxonomy places the organism in Eukaryota, Fungi, Ascomycota, Sordariomycetes, Glomerellales, Glomerellaceae. Gene Ontology annotation, molecular function: protein binding. The annotation marks the transcript as partial.
GUCAACGAGGACAAUUAUCAUGUGUUCGGCGAUGACCUGGAGGGUGCCAGAAGCCCUCUCCAGUCAGCUGUCGAGAACAGCCAUCUAUAUCUAAUUGAUCUGCUGCUUAAGUAUGGUUCUGACGUCAACACUCCUGCCACCAGACGCCAUGGGGCAACCGCUUUACAGCUUGCAGCCAUCGGGGGGAGGCUAGGAAUUCUGAGAACGUUGAUCGACCACGGAGCCGAUAUCAAUGCACCCGGUGCUGAAUGCGGAGGUCGCACAGCACUGGAGGGUGCAGCAGAGCAUGGGAGAAUCGAUAUGAUCCAGUAUCUUCUUAGUAUAGGGGCGCGGACAACGGACAGAGAUCGCCUGCAGUACCUCCGCGCGAUUAGGUACGCCCAGAUAGAAGCGCACGAAGUCGCGGCAAACUUUAUCAGAGGUCACAGAGAAUGGACGACAGACGACCACUGUUUAUGGACAGCAUUGAAGGGGCUAUGUCGUCGGGAAUUGGGAUCCUUUAAGGAGAAGACACAAGAUAUACCGUCGUCAUUGAAUGCGAUGGGUGACAUCAUUGCUCUCAAGGAUAACGAGGUGGAACACCCGUCGACAAAGAGCGGCUCAGACCACUUGGGGUCUAUGGAGGACGUUUACGACUCUACAGAAGGAAUGGAGCCGCUCGAUGACCUGCAGGAUCUAAUAAUGAGGACGAAUGAUCCAAUGGUAUUCAUGAUGGGGGAGAUGUGA